GCUGGUUGAUGAACUAAUUCCCGUUGUGACAGUGCUUGUUAUUGUAGGCGUUGAUGUUGUGACAGUACUGGUUAUCGAACCCGUACUGGUGAUGACAGUGCUGACUAUUGAACUGGUAGGAGUCAUGAUUGUGCUGGUUGAUGAACUAAUUCCCGUUGUGACAGUGCUUGUUAUUGUAGGCGUUGAUGUUGUGACAGUACUGGUUAUCGAACCCGUACUGGUGAUGACAGUGCUGACUAUUGAACUGGUAGGAGUCAUGCCUGUGCUGGUUGAUGAACUAAUUCCCGUUGUGACAGUGCUGGUUGUUAUAGGCGCUGAUGUUGUGACAGUACUGGUUAUCGAACCCGUACUGGUGAUGACAGUGCUGGUCAUUGAACUGGUUGGAGUCAGGGCUGAGCGUAUUGCUCGCAUUCGUCCAGCAUCACAAGCAAAACAUGCUUGCCGAAAUAGCACAUUGAAAUUUAAUAAAAAAUAUACUUGUAUUGUCUGA
Messenger RNA from Didymodactylos carnosus, 490 nucleotides. The record is from the annotation of a GenBank genome assembly. Lineage: Eukaryota; Metazoa; Rotifera; Eurotatoria; Philodinida; Philodinidae.